Messenger RNA from Hydra vulgaris (swiftwater hydra), 3278 nucleotides. RefSeq names its product zinc metalloproteinase-disintegrin-like ohanin. Lineage: Eukaryota; Metazoa; Cnidaria; Hydrozoa; Anthoathecata; Hydridae. Gene Ontology annotation, biological process: membrane protein ectodomain proteolysis. Gene Ontology annotation, molecular function: metalloendopeptidase activity. The record is from RefSeq and is a predicted model, not a curated record.
AUAUGGAAUAUAAGAUCUCUUUAAUUUUCCUAUAAAUAUUACAGCUAAUAGUUAAAUUGACUUCUACAGUUUAAUCAAAAUGUGCGGUAAAGCAGUUAUUCAAGUCUGGUUGCUUGUACAAGUUUUCACAAACGCACAAUUUUUACCUGAGGAUGAAGUUGUGUUUCCCAAGCGCCACCAUAAUUCACGUUUAGAAAAUGACCUAGGCACAUCAAAUCAGCAUGGAAUUCAUGACGAUUAUGUCACCUAUGAAAUUAAAUCAAAAAGAGACCAUCAUUUUUUGGAUUUAAAAAAGGCUGAAAAAAUACACCCAGGAUUUAUAUGGGUUCGUUCUUUUGAAGAUGGUAAAGAAGUUACAAAAAAGCAUUAUCCAGAGCAUUGUUAUUAUGAAGGAAGCGUUCGAGGAAUCAAAGAUUCAUAUGCCUUUAUCAGUACAUGUAGUGGUGGAUUAUCAGGAACAAUUGAUGAUGGAAAAACACGAUAUGACAUAUCACCCAAGUUUGAUGGAACUGGACAUAAUUUUCGCAACGUUAACCAUCUUGCAGAGAUGAUUUUUAAUGAACCAAUUAAAUCUUCUGUUAAUGACAUGAAUAAGCAAAAAUUAAAGAAUGUGGAGAUAAAAAAAAAAAGUAUUAAACCCUUAGAUGAUACAGAUGAAAUAUUGAAUUUUGAGCCUCAAUAUAAACAAUACAUUCGCAGAAAAGAAACAUACUAUGCUAAAAUGUUUCUUAGUUGUGAAGAAGAUUUGCUACGAAAAUAUAACUACAAUGAAUCUUUAUUGAUUGAGCGCAUCCUCAAUGUGUAUGCUCAAGUUGAUAAGUCUUAUCAAGCCAUUAACGUGCGUCUAGUAGUUGUUGGCAUUGAUUUCCUAAAAAAUUUUAUCGCAAAAAGUCAUUUGGAUCAUUUAAAACAAUUUAUGGAUUAUGUCAACUUUAAAAUCAAAAAAAAAUCUCCUUAUAAAGAAAAUAUUGAUUUUGAUAGUGCUGGGCUUUUGAUUGAUAAAUACUGGAAGGAUGCUCGUGGCUUAGCAUAUUUAGGAGGAAUAUGCUCAUAUAAAUCAGUAUACUUUGCUCAAUGGUACUAUGAAAGCAUAAGCGAAACAACUAUUUUAAUUGGUCAUGAAUUUGGGCAUACUAUGGGAUUUGAACAUGAUAGAGAACAUGAAUAUUGUGAGUGUUUAACACCCCGAGGAUGUUUUAUGGGAGAAAAAGGCACCAGAACAAUCAGAUCUGGUUUCUCUACCUGUAAUAUGAAAGAGUAUAUGAAAAUGAAUUAUAGUUGUCUUGAAGAUGCUCCUACAUAUGCAAUAAGAAAAGUAUGUGGCAAUGGAAUUCGAGAAGAAGGUGAAGAAUGCGAUUGUGGAACAUUAGAGAUGUGUAAAAAAAAGGGUGAUUAUUGUUGCGAGCCACAUAACUGUGUUUUGAAAGCCAGCGCACAAUGCAGUUAUUUAGAUAAUCCUAAAUGCUGUCGAUCAUCCUGUUUGUACAGAAAACAAGGAACUUUAUGUAGGGAAGCAGCCAAUGAAUGUGAUUUACCAGAGUACUGUGAAGGAGACAAAGCAACUUGUCCAAAAGAUAGAUACCUUCGUAAUGGAUAUUCUUGCCAAUCAACAAAGUUUUGCUUUGAUAAAAAAUGCAAGUCUGGUGCAAAACAGAGUUUUAAAAAAUGUCCGAUAAUAAACAAUAAAGAGUGUGCAGGAAAUGGGGUUUGUGCAUCAGAUAACUCUUGUGUUUGCAACAUUGGAUAUGACAAUGCUGACAACUGUCAAUCAGAGUUAACAGCCAUUGAUGGUUCGUGGAGCAAUUGGUCAGCUUUUACAAAGUGUUCCAAAGGUUGUGGUGGAGGUAUUCAACAAAGAUAUCGUUUUUGCACCAAUCCUGUACCCCAAAAUAAUGGAAACGACUGUAUCGGAAAAUCUAUUGAAGAGGUAUCCUGUAAUAGUGAAUCUUGUCCAGUUGCAGAAUCUUGUCUGGCGGUUAAAAGACUUUUAGAAAAACAAGGACAACCAUUGUAUGAUGGCAUUUACACAAUUGAACCAAAUUCUGAACGUGCAUUAGAGGUUUAUUGUGAUAUGACACGUGAUGGUGGAGGCUGGACACUUAUAGUAUCUUCACAUUCGAAUACUUGGAAUAGUGAAAAUGUAUGGAAAAGAAAUUAUUAUGAACCAGAUCUUUAUAACGACUACUCAAUAUUUAAGUAUGCCAAUGAAUUAAAGGAUGGCUACAAAAUCAAAGCAGAUAAAUUUAUGUAUAGGUUAGAAGCUGACGAACUAGGUCGAUGGGGAGGAAUAUUUUCUGCACCUGUGGAGUAUGACCUAUCUUCUACUAAUGCUAAACAAACUGAUGUGAGUAUUGUUAAAAAGUUUGAUGAAUGGGAGUUUGGUAGUAAAAGUAUUGGUCAACGGCUUCCAUAUGUUUCUGGUUCUCUUAUAACUACAGCUGAACAUAUUUCAUCAAAGCAUGAAAUAUGGGGUUCACUUACUAAUAAUAAAGGUAGUAUUUAUUUAUCAACCUGGAUAUAUGCAGAUGUUUAUGGUAAAAAGAUUGGUUGGGAUGGAAAAGAUGAUUGGGAUGGAAACGCCAAAAUGGAUUUUCCACAACAUGCUUGGUAUUGGAUACGAGAAAAUACCGAUUUGCCUCAGAAACGUGAAGUUUUGCACAAGGCAUAGAAUAUUAGGACAAUCCAGAUAUCAAACUCGAAUUUUUGUUUCUCGUGCGUUUUUUUAUUGCUAAGCAAAAGAUCAUCACUAAUUCAAAAAAAUCAAGAAAACAAAGAACUAUACUUAAAUGAUUUUUUUUUUAUAUAAAAGUUGUGAGCUUUUCUUAUAAAAUAGUGGAAACUUUUUCUUUUAAUCGUUGAUUUUUUACCACUUGUCGGUGUUUUUAAUAAUAUUACUUAUUAGCAAAUAUUGUCUUAUAGAAUUUUGCUGAAAAUACUUUCAACAAUUAUUUUAAAAGAUUACAUUCUCCAAUCUUCUCAAUCCUUAUUUCGUUAAUUUAUUUAUUUUUAACGUAUCUCGUUUUUGAUCUGAAAAUGACAAAGCGAAUACAACUGAAAUUUUACUUAGAACUUCUGCAUUACUAAAAUUUAAAAUUUAAUUUCUAAUUAAUGCUAGUUCUUAUGCUCCAGUGCAACUUUCUAAUUACGUGUUUACAACUUUAAAUGUACCAACAUGUAGUAAUAUAUGCAUUUAUACCAUGUACUUUUUAUGUAGCAACAUGUAGCGACGAAGUUUUUAUAAGACCACUAGAUUUCAAAUAGAAACGCAUUCUUUUUAA